Molecule: messenger RNA, 561 nt
Organism: Nematolebias whitei (Rio pearlfish)
Lineage: Eukaryota; Metazoa; Chordata; Actinopteri; Cyprinodontiformes; Rivulidae
Gene: s100a11
Product: S100 calcium binding protein A11
Cellular component (GO): perinuclear region of cytoplasm
Molecular function (GO): transition metal ion binding; calcium ion binding
Source: RefSeq, a predicted model, not a curated record
AUGUGUGCAGCAGUGAUGGAAGGGAAGCGCGUAUAUUUAGAGAAGGUGACGGCCAGAGUUGACAGAUCAGGCUCCUGGCAUCUUCUCCGCUUCAUUUCGUCGGGUCCAAACACAGCAAGCAUCAUGGAAGCUGCCAUCAACACCAUUGUCUCCCAGUUUAAGGUGUUCGCUGGGCACGAUGCGUCCUCCAACACGCUGAGCAAAGACGAGUUCCACAAGCUGGUGACCUCUCAGCUCCCCAACUUCGUCAAGAACGCCAGCGAUCCCGGAGCCAUCGACCAGCUCAUGAGCUCGAUAGACGAAAACAACGACGGGGAGCUGACUUUCUUCGAGUUCUGGCAGCUGAUUGGGAAACUGGCGAGCAAACAGGGGGGCUUCAGCCAGUAGUCGACUCUGUCGGUUGUGCAACACCAGUCGAAUCGGUUUGUUCAGGCUGCUCAGCUGUAAACCAAAGAGCAUACGAUUUCUUCCAUCAGUGCCACAUGUGUACAUUCUUAGUUAACCAUUUGUUGAAUGAGGGGAACUUUGAAUUAAAAGGCUUCACUGUGUUGAACCUUCAAC